UUCCUUUAUACCCUUGCUACUAAAUCCAACAAGAUGUUGGACUACUUUGCUUUGGCGUUUGUGGUUGCAGUGAAAGUCUUUAAGAAAACAACUCCAAAUGGAAAAGUUACGGUUUACCUUGGCAAGCGUGACUUCAUUGAUCAUAUGGAUUACUGCGAUCCCGUAGAUGGAGUGGUGGUGGUGGACACCGAAUACCUGAAAGGAAGAAAAGUUUACAGCCAGCUCGUGACCACGUACCGCUACGGUAGGGAGGAAGAUGAAGUGAUGGGAUUGAAGUUCUCCAAGGAAAUGGUAAUCGGUCAGGACCAAGUCGUACCCAUGAUCAACUCCAAGAUGGAACUCACUCCAGUGCAGGAGAAGCUGCUGAAGAAGCUUGGACCUAACGCUUAUCCUUUUACUUUCAACUUCCCCGAACUGGCUCCAAGCUCGGUAACACUGCAGCCCUCUGAAGAAGAUCAAGGCAAGCCUAUGGGUGUAGAAUACUGCGUCAGGACUUACGUCGCUGAGCAGGAAGACCAGAAAAGCCACAAGAGGAGCUCAGUAACUCUUGCCAUCAAGAAGCUGCAACACGCACCAACUUCCCGUGGACGUCGCCUCCCAAGUUCGCUCGUGAGCAAAGGGUUCACUUUCAGCAAUGGAAAGAUCAACCUUGAAGUGACUUUGGAUAGAGAGAUUUACUACCACGGAGAGAAGGUCGCCGCCAACAUUAUCGUGUCCAACAACUCUAGGAAGUCUGUCCGCAACAUUCGUGCCAUGGUUGUGCAGCAUGUCGAGAUCACCAUGAUCAACUCACAGUUCAGCCGUCACGUAGCUUCAUUGGAAAGCCGCGAAGGAUGCCCCGUAACUCCUGGGGCUAGUCUGUCCAAGACAUUCUACUUGGUGCCUUUGGCACGCAGCAACAAGGAUAUUCGAGGUGUGGCUUUGGAUGGACACCUUAAGGAAGAUGACGUGAACUUGGCUAGCUCUACCCUUGUACCUGAAGGCAAAUGCCCAGCUGAUGCUAUUGGUAUCGUGGUCUCUUACUCCGUGAGGGUCAAGCUGAAUUGCGGCACUCUCGGAGGAGAACUCGUGACCGAUGUGCCUUUCAAACUUCUUCACCCAGCUGAAGGCUCUAUUGAACGCCAACGCUUCAAUGCCAUGAAGAAAAUGCAAUCGAUUGAAAGACACCGCUACGAAAACUCUCUUUACACUAACGAGGAAGAAGAUAACAUCGUAUUCGAAGACUUUGCCCGUCUUAGGAUGAACGAGCCCGAGUAAAUAUUAAAAAAAACACUCGUCAAAAAAAACAGAAAAAAUAUUAUAAAAUGCAAAAAAAAAAACCACAAUCAAGCAAGUUUUUCACUAGUGUCACUAAGAUCAAACGACAUAAAUAGGAUGUAAAAUCUUCAAACAGAUCAACAACAUCACGAUCACAUGUAAACUGUAAACGUCAUUUUCAUCAGAUGUGGUGUAUUUCAAUCAUUCAGUUUAAUUAAUCUAAAAUAUAAAGAUAUAUCGACUAUCAUUUAUUAAGAACACAUUGUACUCUCGUGUUUUAAAAUUAUGAGAAUAUAAAAAAAUGCUUUCUGUACCUUCCUGUAAUCCUUUUAUUAUAAAUUAAAC
Molecule: messenger RNA, 1602 nt
Organism: Helicoverpa zea (corn earworm)
Lineage: Eukaryota; Metazoa; Arthropoda; Insecta; Lepidoptera; Noctuidae
Gene: Arr2
Product: arrestin homolog
Exons: 6
Coding region: 34-1257 (407 amino acids)
Biological process (GO): signal transduction; G protein-coupled receptor internalization
Cellular component (GO): cytoplasm
Molecular function (GO): G protein-coupled receptor binding
Source: RefSeq, a predicted model, not a curated record